AAUGUGUCGCUCAGCUCCAAGCACACACAUCCUAGUACACUACUGUACUCAUCAGCUACUUACCCGCCUAGCUAUAUAUAGCGUACAUGUCCUCAGACUAAUAACCCGCCUAGCUAUCUAUCUAUCCACCGAUAUAUAAACCUCUCUAGUCUAGACUAGAAACCAACAUCUAUCUAUCCAUUCUUUGAAGAGAUCGAUCGAAGGACCGAUCGAGAUAGCUAGGAUGCCAACAGCAGAGACGACGACGCCCGUGCCGCCAGCGCUCUCCGGGCAAGGCCGGACAGUUUGCGUCACCGGAGCUGGAGGGUUCAUCGCCUCCUGGCUUGUCAAGCGCCUCCUCGAGAAGGGUUACACAGUCCGUGGCACGGUCAGGAACCCUGUCGAUCCAAAGAACGACCACCUGAGGGCCCUUGACGGCGCCGCCGAUCGCCUCGUCCUCCUGCGUGCCGAUCUGCUGGAUCCAGAAAGCCUUGUCGAGGCCUUCUCCGGCUGCGACGGCGUCUUCCACGCCGCCUCCCCGGUCACCGAUGACCCUGAGAUGAUGAUCGAGCCAGCAAUCCGGGGCACACAAUAUGUGAUGACGGCGGCGGCAGACACCGGCGUCAAGCGCGUCGUGUUCACGUCCUCCAUCGGCACAGUGUACAUGAACCCCUACCGUGAACCCAACAAGCCUGUCGACGACACCUGCUGGAGCGAUCUUGAGUAUUGCAAGAAUACACAGAACUGGUAUUGCUACGCCAAGACAGUGGCGGAGCAGGGCGCAUGGGAGGUGGCGCGGAAGCGAGGCCUGGACCUGAUCGUGGUGAACCCGGUGCUGGUGCUGGGUCCGUUGCUGCAGCCAACAGUGAACGCCAGCACGGACCACGUGAUGAAGUACCUGACGGGGUCGGCCAAGACGUACGUGAACGCCGCGCAGGCGUACGUGCACGUCCAGGACGUCGCGGAGGCGCACGUCCGGGUGUACGAGGCACCCUACGCGCAUGGGCGCUACAUCUGCGCCGAGAGCACCCUCCACCGCGGCGAGCUCUGCCGCAUCCUCGCUAAGCUCUUCCCAGAGUACCCCAUACCCACAAAGUGCAAGGACGACGUGAACCCUCCGGUGACAGGAUACAAGUUCACGAACCAGCGGCUCAAGGAUCUUGGGAUGGACUUUGUGCCGGUGCUGCAGUGCCUCUACGAGACAGUGAAGAGCCUCCAGGAGAAAGGCAUGCUGCCCGUGCUUCCGCCAAAAGACGACCAGGACCAACAACUCCACAAAUCAUGAUUAUUUCCAACGCUGAUACUGCUACAACAUAUCAUAUAUAUUUAUAUUUAUAUAUAAGCUAUAGCGGAUUGAUAUAAUGAACCCAGCUUUUUAUCCACGAUAUAUAUAAAUGAUGUACACGUGGUGACUUUAACUGGUGCAUGCUUUCCUGAUGAGUGCCACCGACCCAUAUAUAUAUACCAGUGCAGGAUGACGCACAAAUGCAAUAUAUUUCUUUGGACAAUUUAUCUAUAAAAUAA
This is a messenger RNA of Sorghum bicolor (sorghum), 1503 nucleotides long. Its product is annotated as cinnamoyl-CoA reductase 2. The coding region runs from base 224 to 1264 and encodes 346 amino acids. Gene Ontology annotation, molecular function: oxidoreductase activity, acting on the CH-OH group of donors, NAD or NADP as acceptor. The transcript is spliced from 5 exons. The record is from RefSeq and is a predicted model, not a curated record. Lineage: Eukaryota; Viridiplantae; Streptophyta; Magnoliopsida; Poales; Poaceae.